This is a messenger RNA of Talaromyces proteolyticus, 5378 nucleotides long. Its product is annotated as putative DNA-directed RNA polymerase I subunit. Gene Ontology annotation, cellular component: RNA polymerase I complex. Lineage: Eukaryota; Fungi; Ascomycota; Eurotiomycetes; Eurotiales; Trichocomaceae. The record is from RefSeq and is a predicted model, not a curated record. The transcript is spliced from 7 exons. The coding region runs from base 107 to 5176 and encodes 1689 amino acids. Gene Ontology annotation, biological process: DNA-templated transcription. Gene Ontology annotation, molecular function: DNA binding; DNA-directed RNA polymerase activity.
GAAUUACUCCGCUCGGCGAUUUGAAGAAGACAAUUGUAAAAUCUAACGCAGGUUCCUUCUUACGCGGACAAGUAUGAGUUUUCGGUCGCUGUAAGAAGAUCUCACCAUGUCUUCUUUUGCACGACCUGUCGCAAGCUCGCUUGCGUCAGUCGAUUUCUCGGUUUAUUCGUCAGAUGAUAUCAAGAAGAUAUCGGUGAAGCGCAUUUUCAAUACCCCAUCCCUAGACACGCUUCACAAUCCCGUUCCGUCCUCGUUAUACGAUCCAGCGUUAGGAGCAUGGGGAGAUCACAUUUGCACCACCUGCCGCGCGAGCUCGUGGUCAUGCCCUGGUCACCCUGGUCACAUAGAGUUACCGGUAAAUGUUUAUAAUGUGACAUUUUUCGACCAGAUGCUCCGUUUGCUUCGGGCAAAGUGUGACUUCUGUCACCGGCUCCGAAUGUCCCGAGUGGAAGUUAAUACUUACGUUUGCAAAUUGCGAUUACUGCAGUACGGAUUGGUUGAUAAAGCGGCGGAGAUUGAUUCUAUUGGAGAGGAAGGAGACGAAGCAGUUGAUGCUGAUGAAAGUGGAAGAGUCGAUCCGCAGACUAAGAUGGAAAGCAGGAACAAGUUCGUGAAGAGGUGCAUUCGUGAAGCUCAGAAACAAAACCAGAAGGAUGGUUUUGUUCCAGAUGAGAAAAAUGUUGUUGCCACCGAUCGUCGGCGCCAGUUGAUCCGAGACUUUCUGAAAGACAUCGUGGCCGUGAAGAAGUGUAACAGCUGUCAUUACAUUUCUCCCGGAUACCGUAAAGAUCGUUAUUCGAAGAUCUUUCGCAAGGCGUUGCCUGAAAAGUCAAGGGUGGCCAUGAAAAUGGCUGGCAUGACUGCCCCCAAUCCGCUCAUUGUCUGGCAAGAAGAAAACAAAAUCUACUCAAAAUCCAAGGAAUUACAGAAAUCAACGACCAACGGUGUCGGUGAGGACACUGAACUCCAUGGAGCCGAGGAAGAAGUAGUUCGUGCCAAUGCUGCAGCUGAACUUGCUCAGAACAACAAUACUACCGGUAAAGGAGGACUUGAAGCGAUCCAGCAGUUUGUUCCAUCACCCGAAGUCUAUGCUGCUAUCUGUCUUUUGUUUGAAAAGGAGCGUGAAAUCCUGAAUCUGGUGUAUAGUUCUCGCCCGGGAACCAAGAUCUCACCUGACAUGCUUUUCAUUAAAAACCUCCUCGUCCCACCGAACCGAUUUCGACCACCUGCAAUGCAAAACGGAGAAAUUAUGGAGGCCCAGCAGAAUACGCCAUUUACACAAAUACUCAAGACUUGUGAUUUGAUCAACUUCAUUAGUCACCAGCGGCAAACGGCUGAGUCCUCAGAUGCUGCAAAACGUGACUAUCGCGACCUUCUUCAGGCAAUGGUCACCCUUCAAGAACAAGUUAACGGACUAAUUGAUACUGAUCGGGGCCCUCAAAAUUAUGCAGCUGCCCGGUCCGCAGCCGGUGUCAAGCAACUUUUGGAAAAGAAGGAAGGCCUUUUCAGAAAGAACAUGAUGGGAAAGCGUGUGAAUUACGCUGCUCGCAGUGUCAUUUCUCCAGAUCCUAGUCUUGAAACCCACGAAGUUGGCGUGCCCAUGGUUUUCGCAAAGAAAUUAACUUUUCCAGAACCAGUUACAUCGUUCAACUUUCAUGAACUAAGGGAGGCAGUUAUCAAUGGUCCUGAUAAAUAUCCCGGAGCUUCAGCAAUUGAAAAUGAAUGGGGUCAGGUUGUCAAUCUUAAGUUUAAAAAGCUUGAUGAGCGUACUGCCCUUGCGAAUCAGCUGCUCGCUCCUUCAAAUGCGAAAAUGAAGGGUAAUCGCAAUAAAAAAGUAUAUCGCCAUCUUACCACUGGUGAUUACGUUGUCAUGAACCGUCAACCAACCCUUCAUAAGCCUUCCAUGAUGGGCCACCGUGCACGUGUAUUGCCGAAUGAACGAGUUCUUCGACUGCCUUAUCCCAAUACCAAUUCGUACAAUGCAGAUUAUGACGGCGACGAAAUGAAUAUGCAUUUCCCACAAAAUACAUUAGCCCGUGCGGAGCUUUCUAUGAUAGCAGAUGCGGAUCGACAAUAUAUAUCCUCUACGGACGGAAAACCCCUUAGAGGUCUUAUUCAAGAUCAUAUUACAGUCUCUACAUUUUUGACAAGCCGAGACGCAUUCUUUGAAGAGGAGGAAUAUCAGCAACUUCUGUACAGCUGUUUGCGCCCCGAAAAUUCCAACACCGUUACGGACAGGAUACAGCUUGUUGAACCAGCUGUGCUACGUCCUCGGCGUCUUUGGACAGGAAAGCAAGUUAUAUCAACUGUUUUGAAAAACAUCACUCCACCAAAUAGGAGAGGCCUUAAUCUUCAAGGAAAGUCAUCUACCCCUGGUGACAGAUGGGGAGAUGACAAUGAAGAAGGCAAAGUUAUUUUCAAAGACGGCGAGUUACUUUGUGGUAUUCUGGACAAGAAACAAAUUGGUGCAUCUGGCGGUGGUUUUAUCGAUGCUAUCCACGAAAUCUACGGCAAUACGAUUGCGGGUAGUUUGCUGAGUAUUCUAGGUCGACUGCUCACUAGAUAUCUUAACAUGCGAGCAUUUAGUUGUGGUAUAGAAGAUCUUCGGUUGACAGCUGAAGGAGACCGCCAACGUCGUGAUAUUCUUGAAAAAGCUACUGCACUCGGACGUGAAGUAGCAUUGAAAUACGUCACUCUUGACCAAACCCCUACGCAUAAUCAGGACGCGGAGCUGCAACGUCGUUUGGAAGAUAUUCUGCGUGAUGAUGAGAAGCAGUCUGGCUUAGAUAGCGUUUUCAACAGCCGUACGCGGGCACUCACAUCUGAAAUUACGUCGAAAUGUCUUCCACAUGGUCUAAUAAAGCAAUUUCCUUGGAAUCAAAUGCAACUUAUGACAACGACUGGUGCAAAAGGGUCGGGAGUUAAUGCCAACCUUAUUUCCUGCAACCUUGGCCAACAAGUUUUGGAAGGUCGCCGUGUACCACUCAUGGUUAGCGGAAAGACUUUGCCAUCUUAUCAAGCAUUUGAUACCCACCCACAAGCUGGAGGGUAUGUCUGUGGCCGCUUCUUGACUGGAAUCAAGCCCCAAGAAUAUUACUUCCACACGAUGGCAGGUCGUGAGGGUUUGAUUGAUACUGCUGUCAAGACGGCUAAAUCGGGUUACUUGCAGCGUUGCUUGAUCAAGGGCAUGGAAGCAGUCAAGGUUGAGUAUGAUUCUUCGGUUCGAGAUACCGCCAAUGGGGGGUCGAUGGUUCAAUUCAUUUACGGUGAAGACGGUCUUGAUAUCGCAAAGCAAGUUCAUCUACAAAACUUCAGUUUCCUGGCGCAGAAUUACGUUUCUGCGAUGGCCCAAUUAAAUAUGACUCAGGACUUCCAUACGCUCGAAAAGCCGGAGGUUUCACAAUGGCACAAGGAAGCCUUGAAGCAAGUUAAGAAGACUAGCAAGACCGCAGCCAAAGACCCCGUCUUAUCUGUGUAUCAUCCUGGUGGACAUUACGGCAGUGUGUCAGAGUCCUUCUCACAGGCGUUGAAAGAGUAUGGGGAAGAUAACCCGGAUAAACUUCUCAAGGACAAAAAGAGGGGGGUGGAAGGCAUGCUAAGCAAGAAAUCCUUUGAAAGUGUCAUGCAUAUGAAAUACUUGAAUAGUGUCAUCGAUCCAGGUGAUGCCGUUGGAAUUGUUGCUGGCCAGUCUAUCGGUUCGCAAACAACACAAAUGACUCUCAACACGUUCCACUUGGCGGGUCACAGUGCCCAUAACGUCACGCUUGGUGUCCCUCGAUUGCGCGAGAUCGUGAUGACUGCUAGCCAGAAGCCUACGACGCCUACUAUGACAGUUGAAGUUAUCGAAGAACUGAGCGAAGAAGCCGGAGAGUCUUUCGCGAAGGGUAUCAGUAGACUAAGCAUUGCUGAAGUCAUUGAUACACUCCAGGUUAGAGAAAGUACAACUUCUGGGGAGGGUGCUGCAAAGGCGAAGAUCUACGACAUUGAUCUAAAGUUCUUUGAUGCGAAAGAAUACGGUAAAGAAUAUGCAAUCACAAAACGCGAUCUUCUUCGCUCGCUUCAAGACGAGUUUAUCCCGAAAUUCAUCAAGCUCAUCAAGAACGAGCUGAAGAGGCGUGAAGACGAGAAAGAUCUCAAGGUCUAUUCUGCUGCCCAACCUGAUAUUGGCGUGUCUAUUGGCACGUCUGAGGGGUUUGAUGGUGCUGCUCGCCAGACGGAGGCUUCGACAAGGAAUGAUGAUGCAGGGGAUGAUGACGACGAAGACGACGAAGAAGAUGCGAAACGUGGGCGCAGUAAUAAUAACCGCAACAAUCAAGUUAGCUACGAGGAACCUGACGACGAUGAGGAUGUAAUCAGAAGAGAUCAAAGUGAUUCAGAAUCGGAAUCAGACGACGACGAUGAUUCUGCUCGGAAAAAUCGACGCGAGAAAACCCGCAGCGACAGUACGGACACCUCUGACGAUGAAGACGAGCUGACCGAAGAAAUCAAGGCCGAAAGACAUGACGCCAAAAUGCGCGAAGAAGAGGUGUUGGGUAAAUAUGGAGAAAUCAGUUCUUUCAAGUUUGAUACAAAGCAUGGAGACUCGUGCUUCAUCCGACUGGAAUACUCUAUCGAUACACCGAAGCUUCUGGUUCUGCCACUUGUUGAAGAUGCUGCACGACGUGCAGUUAUUCAGGCAGUUCGCGGCCUCGGCGGAUGCAUUUACAGCAAAGCUGACUCAGAGAAGAAGGAACCCGCAAAAAUUGAUAUCGAAGGUGUGAAUUUACUCGCCAUGCGUGACUAUCAAGGUUACAUUAAUCCACACACCAUCCGCACCAACUCGAUUUACGAUAUGCUACUCUACUAUGGUGUUGAAGCGGCUCGCUCUACGAUCAUUCGAGAAAUGUCAGACGUUUUCACUGGUCACAGCAUUACUGUAGAUAACCGUCAUCUAAACUUGAUUGGUGAUGUGAUGACACACAGUGGUGGCUUCAAGGCUUACAGUCGUAACGGGCUUAUCAAAGAAAGCAACUCGCCGUUUUCCAAGAGUUCGUUUGAGACUAGUUUGGGUUUUAUGAGGGAAGCUGUUCUCGAGCGCGAUUUCGACGACUUCAAGAGUCCUAGUAGCCGGAUUGUCGUUGGUCGACUCAACGUUAUUGGUACUGGUGCAUUCGACGUCCUCGCACCUGUGGCAUAAAUUUGUAAAUCCAUGUUUUACCUGAACUACAUUUCGAUAUGCAUUUUGUUCUUGCGUUUUAUGUCCUUAUGAUUGUAUCCAUUUACUGUGACUUGGAGUUAGUGAGAGUGCAUGAUAAGCGAUCGUUGACUGUCAAUUUAAAUAAAAAUUUAGAGAUCAGUUGAUAUCCUAUAAAAAUUUCAAUGGUAUACAUGAAUCGAGA